Molecule: messenger RNA, 1159 nt
Organism: Erpetoichthys calabaricus (reedfish)
Lineage: Eukaryota; Metazoa; Chordata; Cladistia; Polypteriformes; Polypteridae
Exons: 5
Coding region: 149-784 (211 amino acids)
Molecular function (GO): protein binding
Source: RefSeq, a predicted model, not a curated record
AGCGUCUACAUCUCAUGAGGGAGCGAAGCGCAUUAUCACUGAGUUGGACUCUGGACUCGAUAGAUUACCAGCCGCUGGACUACUUCAGGCUGUUCUUUCCUGAAGCUGCCUUUCAGCUACUGUCAGACAAGACAAACAGGUGCGUCUAAUGGUCAGGUGCGUCUUAUGGUGCAAAAAAUACGAAGAAAAAAAUGAGUCAGCUGCAAAAAAUUCGACUGAUCCAAGAUCAAGGCAAGAACUAUUGCAGUAUUAUCUUGAGCUGACAUUUAACCCCAACACUGCUCAGAAGAAUCUCUGGUUGUCAGAAGGCAACAGGAAAAUAAUCCGAAGGGAAGAAACUUGUCCGUACCCCCAGCGUCCGGAACGCUUUGAAUACAUCCCUCAAGUGCUGUGCAAGGAGAGUCUAUAUGGUGGCUGCUUUUACUGGGAGGUUGAGUUAAAAGGAGGAGCUGACAUUGGAGUUACGUAUGAGAAUAUUGGUCGUAAAGGGAGUGAUGGUUGUUGUGGGCUGGGUGAGUCAGAGACAUCCUGGAGUUUUGGAUGGGAUGGUUCCAGCUACAGGGUCUGGCAUAACAGCAAGUCAGAAGAAAUCAAUGCACCACCAAGUCCUCACAUUGGAAUUUACCUGGACUAUAAUAAUGGCAGCUUACAUUUCUAUGGUGUUUCCCCUGGCAGUGAGAGUGAGAUAGUCCUCCUGUACCAGUUCAAAGCUGUAUUCACUGAACCACUCUACCCAUGUUUCUGGGUGGGGGCUAACACCAGCAUUUUUCUGUGCAAACCAUAGCAAAGUCUGGCAAAAGGAUGUAGAAAGAUGCCACUGUAUCUGCCCUCCUUCAUCAGUUCAUGACCUGUUAAGACAGUCAAAUUCAUGCUAUGUAUCAAAAUGACUAUUGUGAAAAAUAUGUAUCUUUACUUUCACAUUUGUUAUUUUAUAUUAUUCUUAAUGGAACUAAAGGGGCCCUGUGACUCAAUGUAAAUGAGGUGCCAUUUAAAACAAAUGAUUGUGUUAGUACUUUUCAAUGGGACUGUCAUAUCUAUAAUAUGUCUCUCUUUAUUUAAUUUUCCCCUAAAAAUGAGAGUUAAAUUUUGCUUUUUAAAUCUGCAUUACAUGGUUCUUUAUUAAUAACUACAUAUUUUGUGUUGUUACUGUUUUCUUUUA